Rattus norvegicus (Norway rat) is the source of this 1510-nucleotide messenger RNA. It is a transcript of the gene Mageb1l1, whose product is annotated as MAGE family member B1-like 1. NCBI's taxonomy places the organism in Eukaryota, Metazoa, Chordata, Mammalia, Rodentia, Muridae. The transcript is spliced from 2 exons. Gene Ontology annotation, cellular component: cytoplasm. The record is from RefSeq and is marked validated. The coding region runs from base 122 to 1120 and encodes 332 amino acids.
CUUGCUUCCUGUGAGGAGGGGAGGAACUGGGUCUUAGUGCGGGUGCCACAGAAGCGUGCUGUUUUUGCUGCUCUCCACCAGCUGCCGGCCAGUACCGAAAGACUUCUGCGGCCAAGCCAUCAUGCCCAGAGGAAAGAAGAGUAAGGCCCGUGCUCGUGAGAAACGUCGCCAGGUCCAGGAAGAGGCCCGGGGGCUCAAGGAUACUCAAGCCAAGGCAGCAGAGAAAGGAGAGUCAUCCUCCUGCUCUGAUCAUGAUUCUGGAGAUGCUUUUGCAAGCACCUCUACUGCUGGCUUCCCUCAGAGCAAGGCACUUACCACCUCUGCUGGUAUAGGCAUGACCCGCAAAAGGUCUGGUAAAGGUUCAAAGGGCCGAGAAGAGAAAAAUGGUAGUUCUUGUAGUUUCCCACUCUCUGGAAGCAAACAGAUUGAUCUUCUAUCAAGGAAGAUAGGAAUGCUGGUAGAGUACAUGCUCUGCAAGUACAAAAUUAAGCAGCCUGCAAGGAGGGGAGAAAUGCUGAAAGUUAUCAACAAAAGGUUCAAGGAGCAGUUCCCUGAUAUCCUCAAGAAAGCCGCCCAUCGAUUAGAUGUGGUGUUUGGUCUUGAGGUGAAAGAAGUCCAGCCCCAUGGUCAAACCUACAUUCUUGUCAGUAAGCUAGAAUUCCAGGAUGAUGGAAGUGAGAGCAGUGAGCUGGGUGUUCCUACUAGGGGCAUUCUGAUCCCCCUCCUAAGUGUGAUCUACUUAAACAACUACUGUGCCCCAGAGAAGGAGGUCUGGCACUUCCUGAAUAUGUUAGGAGUCUAUGAUGGGGUCCCACACAUCAUCUUUGGGAACACCAGGAAGCUCAUCACUGAAGAUCUAGUGCAGGAAGAGUACCUAGAAUACCGUGAGGUUCCUGAUAGUGACCCUCCGUCCUAUCAGUUCCUGUGGGGUUCAAAAGCCUAUGCUGAAUCCAGCAAGAGAAAGGUGAUGGACUUUUUAGGUAAGGUCAGUGAAACCAUGCCCAGUUCUUACUCAUUUCGUUGUGAACAGGCUUUGAUUGAAGAGGAAGAAAAAGCUGAAGCUGAAGCCGCAGCCAAGCCUGGCACUAAGGGCAAAGCCAAGGGACAUUCUAAGUCCUAGUUGAGCAAUCCUACUCACUAGUGAAAUAUAAGGUAGCCUCCACUAUGUGACUGAAGAGGGUCUGUUCAUCUUUUUGCAAAAAAAAAGUUGUUGAUAAAGUUUUAGGGACUUUUAGCAAAAUAUUAGCUUGGAAUUAGAAUGCAUAUUGAUAACUUUUGUAGACUGUGCCUAAUGUCUGUUUAUCAAGCUGAAUGUUCAAACUUUGUAUUAAUUCAAAAUACAAAUUAGAACAUAACAUUUAUUCAGGGAAAAUCUCAGAGAUAGAAAAAUCUGUAGAAAAAUAUUUGAGAAUAGCCAAUAUUAUUUGGUCAUUUGUUGGUUUGUUUACUUAAAUUACUGUUUUUGAACGUAUAAAUGUACACUUCCAUUUGUUUUUGACAUUAAAGAAUG